GGAGGGACUGGGGACCCGCGGGGCUGGGACAUGGGCGGCCAGGGCUCCGGGUGGAGGGGCCGGGGCAGCCACUGCUUGCUCCUGCCUCCUCCUUCCCUGGAGCCCUGGGCUUUCCUUUGGAGGGCACGGGGUGACUCUAAGAGGCCAGACCAGUUAAAAAGACCAGAGGAUCCCCUUUGUCUUCUCUGCUUCCUUGACACUCCCACGCUGUCAGUCUGCCUUCGUUUCUUGGUCUGUCUGUCCCCUUUCUGACUCUGUACUCUGCCGGCUCCUCACUUUCCCUUUCUCUCCCUGCCUGUUUGGACCAUCACAGCUCUCUCUCCUCUUUGCUUUACCUCUCUUGCAGCUCCUUCCCUCUCUGCUCCUCUCUUUCUCUUUAAGUUUCGUGAGCUGUCUGUCUCUGUCCCUUUAAGGCCUUGGUGUUCUCCUGGCAUUGAGGAGACAGGCAGAUAUUGUUAGCUCUAGGUGGGAGUCCCUCCUCACAAAAGGAAUCUAUGACAUUCUUGUCCCGUCUGGACCAUCACUGGACUGGAUGAAGAGGCCCUGAACCUCAGCACGCCGAGGCACCACUCCCCUGCCCUUCUCUGGCCAGGUGGCAGAGAAGACAAAUCUGACCUUGAAAACAGUGUGAUGCAGAAGAAAAUAAAAAUCCCCAAACUUUCUCUCAAUCACAUAGAAGAAGAUGGGGAGAUCAAAGACUAUGGGGAAGAAGAUUUACAGCUUAGACACAUCAAGAGACCGGAGGGGCGGAAGCCGAGCGAAGUGGCACACAAGAGCAUUGAGGCAGUGGUGGCUCGGCUGGAGAAACAGAACGGCCUGAGCGUGGGCCACAGCACCUGUCCGGAAGAGGUCUUCGUGGAGGCCUCACCGGGCAUGGAGGAUAUGGACAGUCUGGAGGAUGCCGUUGUGCCCAGGGCUCUGUAUGAGGAACUGCUGCGCAACUACCAGCAGCAACAGGAGGAGAUGCGCCACCUCCAGCAGGAGCUGGAGCGGACUCGGAGGCAGCUGGUGCAGCAGGCUAAGAAGCUGAAAGAGUACGGGGCACUCGUGUCUGAAAUGAAGGAGCUCCGCGACCUCAACCGGAGGCUCCAGGACGUGCUGCUCCUGCGACUUGGCAGUGGUCCUGCCAUUGACUUGGAAAAAGUAAAGUCAGAAUGUCUGGACCCUGAGCCGGAGUUACGGAGCACUUUCAGUGAGGAAGCAAAUACGUCGUCCUAUUACCCUGCUCCUGCGCCUGUCAUGGACAAGUAUAUCCUAGACAAUGGCAAGGUCCAUCUGGGAAGCGGGAUUUGGGUUGAUGAGGAGAAAUGGCACCAGCUGCAAGUAACCCAAGGCGAUUCCAAGUACACGAAGAACUUGGCAGUCAUGAUUUGGGGAACAGAUGUUCUGAAAAACAGAAGCGUCACAGGAGUCGCCACAAAAAAAAAGAAGGAUGCAGUCCCGAAGCCACCCCUCUCACCUCACAAACUAAGCAUCGUCAGAGAGUGUUUGUAUGACAGAAUAGCACAAGAAACUGUGGAUGAGACUGAAAUUGCACAGAGACUCUCCAAAGUCAACAAGUACAUCUGUGAAAAAAUCAUGGAUAUCAAUAAAUCUUGUAAAAAUGAAGAACGAAGGGAAGCAAAAUACAAUUUGCAAUAAACUUUGGAUUUUUCAUAAA
Molecule: messenger RNA, 1660 nt
Organism: Chinchilla lanigera (long-tailed chinchilla)
Lineage: Eukaryota; Metazoa; Chordata; Mammalia; Rodentia; Chinchillidae
Gene: Bend5
Product: BEN domain containing 5
Exons: 6
Coding region: 631-1641 (336 amino acids)
Biological process (GO): negative regulation of DNA-templated transcription
Molecular function (GO): DNA binding
Source: RefSeq, a predicted model, not a curated record